Aspergillus oryzae RIB40 is the source of this 990-nucleotide messenger RNA. RefSeq names its product aromatic alcohol reductase. NCBI's taxonomy places the organism in Eukaryota, Fungi, Ascomycota, Eurotiomycetes, Eurotiales, Aspergillaceae. The record is from RefSeq and is a predicted model, not a curated record. The transcript has a single exon. The coding region runs from base 1 to 990 and encodes 329 amino acids. Gene Ontology annotation, molecular function: oxidoreductase activity.
AUGCGAACGCUGUGUCCAGGACGAGGACUUACCCAGAUACUGCUGUACAUCCAUAACCCGAACAUGUCAUCAAUCAAGAAAAUUCUCGUUCUCGGGGCUGGAGAACUAGGCACGCAAGUACUACUAUCCCUCGCCCAGCAUUCUCGCUUGAAUACCAUUGUUGUUUCCGUCCUCUUACGACCUCCCAGCAUCGCGUCCACGCAACCACAAAAGGUACGGGAGCUCUCGCUACUGCGCGAACACAACAUCCAGCUUGUUCCAGGUGACCUCGUCGCGGACUCCCAGGAAUCACUGGCCCAAACCUUCCGCGGAUACGACACAAUCAUCGGCUGUGCAGGUUUUGUUGCCGGUCGUGGAACACAAAGCAAAGUAACGCAGGCUGUACUCGCCGCUGAAGUCCCUCGCUAUAUCCCUUGGCAGUUUGGUGUGGAUUAUGACAUUAUUGGACGAGGAUCCGCGCAGGAUCUCUUCGAUGAGCAGCUUGAUGUUCGCGACCUCCUUCGCUCUCAGACAAAGACCCGGUGGAAAAUUAUUUCCACGGGCAUGUUUAUCAGCUUUCUCUUUGAACCCUCCUUCGGUGUAGUCGAUAUGGAAAAUAGCUCGAUCUGCGCCUUGGGCGGCUGGGACACGAAGGUUACUGUGACGGCACCCGAGGACAUUGGAAAGCUCACCGCGGAAAUUGUUCUCGGCCUGGAACCAGAUGUAGCAUUCGAUAACCGACCAACUUUCGUUGCGGGCGACACGAUUAGCUAUGCGGAACUGUUGCGCAUAGUGGAGGAUGUCACAGGAAGGACUUUCACAAAGAGUGUACGAACAGUUGAGGCUGCAAAGGCCGAUCUAGCAAAGGAACCGGAUAAUUCGCUGUAUAAAUAUCAAGUGGUCUUUGGGGAGGGUCGUGGUGUUGCAUGGGAUUUGUCUACAACGUGGAACCAUGAAUCCGGAGUCAAUGUUUUGUCAGUGAAGGAGUAUGCAAGCCGGUACCUGGUUUAG